UUUGAAAACCCGGUUCAUCAUGUUAAUUUCCGGUUUGACAGCUAUGUUUUGGCUACUGUAAUGCACACUAGCUACUGUUUUAAGCAACUUGCCUUUAAAGAUGAAAAGGAGUCUUUUUCUUGAUUCCUCAUUUUUUGAACACCCUUUUAUUUUGUCUUUAGAAGUUUCUGCUUUUUUGUUAUUUCUAUUACAGACAACAAUUCUUUUGAAUCAUAUUCUUUCCCCUGAAUAUCUUUAUUCUCUUUUACUACAUGGUUCUGUUCAGCCUGUGAAGUCGGCAUCUACUGGUCUGCUUGGUUUCUGGAAAUGGGAAAGCUGAGUUUUUUUCUUCUGUCUGUUGUGUUCUUGGUUUCUUUGCUUAAUGGAGAAACAGUCACUGCCGCUUCAAGAAAAAAGGUAGCCACUGGUGCAAGAACCCGUGAUGGAUCAGAAGAAUGGGGAUAUGUAGAAGUUAGACCAAGAGCACACAUGUUUUGGUGGCUUUAUAGGAGUCCUUACAGAGUUGAAGAUUCAUCCAAACCAUGGCCAAUCAUUCUUUGGUUGCAGGGUGGACCUGGAGGAUCAGGUGUUGGGAUGGGAAAUUUUGAAGAAAUUGGGCCGCUGGAUACCUAUCUGAAGCCCCGGAAUUCGACAUGGUUACAAGUGGCUGAUCUGCUCUUUGUGGAUAAUCCAGUUGGCACAGGAUACAGUUUUGUGGAAGAGGGUGAUGCAGACUUGUUUGUCAAGACUGAUGACGAGGCAGCAAGUGAUCUAACUACUCUGUUGGAGAAAGUAUUCAACAGGAAUGAGAGCCUUCAGAAGAGCCCUUUGUAUAUUGUAGCAGAGUCUUAUGGAGGCAAAUUUGCUGUCACCCUUGGUUUAUCAGCUCUAAAAGCAAUUGAAGCAGGAAAACUGAAACUUAUACUUGGAGGAGUAGCGUUGGGUGACACUUGGAUCUCACCAGAAGAUUUUGUGCUUUCAUGGGGUCCUCUUCUAAAAGAUCUGUCGAGGCUCGACAACAACGGACUUCAGAAGGCAAACAGCCUGGCUGAGAAGAUUAGGCAGCAAAUCCGCGAAGGUCAGUAUGCUGACGCAACUAAUUCUUGGUCUGAGCUUGAGGGAGUGAUUAGUGCUAACAGCAAUUCUGUGGAUUUCUAUAAUUUUUUAUUGGAUUCGGGAUCGGACCCUUUAUCUCUAACUACAGCUGCGGCUGAAUUAUCGCAAAAAAAUGCAAUGAAGAGCUACUCGAGAUAUAUCAGCUCUCUGAGGUCAGCACUUCCAGGAGGUGGUGUCGGUGAUCUUGAUAGCAUAAUGAAUGGGGUCAUUAAAACAAAGCUUAAGAUAAUCCCAGCUAAUUUCUCAUGGGGAGAGCAGUCUUCUAACGUUUUCAACCAGAUGGUAGGCGAUUUUAUGAGACCGAGAAUUAAUGAGGUUGAUGAGCUCCUAGCUAAGGGAGUGAAUGUGACUAUAUACAAUGGGCAGCUUGAUCUCAUUUGUUCAACCAAGGGAACCGAAGCAUGGGUUGAAAAACUCAAGUGGGAAGGGCUCGAUAGUUUUUUGAGCAUGAACAGAACUCCUCUUCUUUGCGGUGCAGAGGGACAGCUCACAAAAGGAUUUACCAGGUCGUACAAAAACCUGAACUUCUUCUGGAUUCUUGGGGCAGGCCACUUUGAAAAUCUUCCAUGCCAUUAUGGAAACAACACCCUUUGACUUCAUUGCAGACAAAGGUAAUUUUGUUUCUAAGUUCGUUGCCAUCAUGCUCUGUGAAUAUUUUAAAACCAGAAACGAAAACAGAAAAGACUAGUUUGCCCAAAACUAGGGAGAUGCAAAUAAAGAACUAAUACAGGAAUCAUGACUUCCUAGAUGAAAAUACUUAAUUAAAUAAUAUGCAAAAAUUACCAACCUUGGUAAUUUAAUAACCAGCAUGUUGUUUUACUUAGAUGAAUCAAGCAAUAAAAACAGAAAAGAUAUAUAGUUUACUUGAACGUUUCUGCCAGCAAAAAGAGAUUCUCUAAAUGUCUAGUUACUGGUUCGCUUAAGCAAUCAGUAAAGAACAGGGAUUUGAGAGAGAAGAAUGGUUUAGAAAAGAAAUAACCAACAUGGAAGACUCAACCAAUAAAAAUACAAAAUAUAAAUAGUUUACUAGUAAAAAUAGGGUUCUCCGAGUGUCUUGUUACAGGUUAGCUUAAGCAAUCAGAAAAAAAAAGAGUUGAGAAAGAAGAAUGGUUUAGAAAAGAAUGGUAGCACAAAGAGUGUGGAAGAGAUUUAAUGUUAAUAAUAGGUUUUGUAGCUGCUUCGUUGGCUUAAGUAGACAGAUUAGGUUUUAUGUCUUCGACUCUUCAAUGAAACGAUGAUGUUUUAUAUAUAUAUAUAUAUAUAUAUAUAUAUAUAUAUAUAUAUAUAUAUAUAUUAAAAAACACAUUCGGGUCUCAUCUGGGAUUACCCGGGUCUUAUGGGUCCCGGGUCGACCGGGUUUUUCCGGGCUAAAUCCUUGGUUGGUUUUUUCUUAAACCCAGCCCGGUUUCAUCCCCAGGUCAAUCAGGUCCCAUGUCGACCCGUCAGGUCGGGCCGGGUUUUAAAACUAUGAUCCUAGGAUGUUUAUGGAUGGGUCUGGGAUGUUUUUAGACAGGUCAACAUCCCUAACACUUCUAUAAUAAGCAAUCUCAUCUUCCAUUAGUGUUGUUUCAAAACACUUAAUCUCUCUAACCUCUUGAAGUCCGCCACAAUAUAAAUUGAGCUUGGUGUUGGCCACAACAUGUCACAUCUCAUCAACACUUUCAUGAAUAGUUAUUGCUGUUUUCCGAGCUUCCCGUACCAAGUAAUUGAUUUAUAUACAUACAUUAAGAACCAAUUAGUAGUCAUCAUCCAUAAUAAAAUUAUUCUAGUAUUUAAUAAAUGUAAAAUAUUAUUGCAUACUAAUCGAUUCUGUCUCGGAUACCCGAAGGCAUAGUAUAUUGAAUUAUGUGAAUGUCUCGGGAAAUGCGACUAGGUUGGUGUAAUGAAACGGCGUAUAAUGGAUAUAUAUUAUGUCAUGUAGGUAUCUAUGUCAAUUGUAAGUUGUUGCUCCUUAAAAACACGAUCUCUCAUAGCAUCCCAAAGAUUAAGGUAAGAUGCAUGAAUUACUAAUCAAUUCCCCUUGUGUUUACCCUGACGACUAACACUGUGCAACUCCUUUCUAGUAUCAACAUAAUCCAGUAUAUGCUAAGAUAGUCUAAAUUGUCGUAUUACCUGAUCUGGACAAUGCAUCUCAACAAUGUCAAAGCAAUUUAAAGGGACUUGUACUAACCAAAUAUCAAAUCUCUCACGACAUAUAGGCAAAGCUUAAAGUAUCAAGUUCUUCAUAUGUGGCAUCCAUAUAACCUAUCAAAAGAUAUAAAAUAGUUAUCUCAAAUAAUAAAUUGAAACUAGAUAAUUAACUUUAAAAUAGCAAAAAAAAAAAUUAAUUACAUUUGUAAUAUAUACCAGAUGUGAUUGUUGUGCGUCCAACUUAUCCCGAUAAAACUCGUGGACAUGAUUGGGAUUUAUUGUAAAAUAUCUAGCCACACACCAUUUAACAAAACAACCCACAACGUUAGUAUAUUUCCUUACAUUCAAUUUAUAUAAAUAACAUGUUGACUAUAAUCAACUAUAUUUUAUUAUUACCUGAAACCAAUUGAGAGUGGCCUCUAAGUGAUAGUGUCAAUCAUGUUAAUACCCUAGCUCUUUGAACACCCGAUAUGAAUAUGCUCUCAUGUCUAGAAUUAUGUUAAUGAACAUUGAAAAUUACAAGUUAGUAUUUAAAAUUUUAUUAAUUCUAGUAAUCAAAUAAUUUAAAAUACAUAUACCUGAAGAAAUAGAAGACACCAGGCACUUUGUCUUUUUUUUUAGACAUGUUUUGCAUAGUUGCUAAUAUAGAUAUACAAGAAUGGCUCCCCCCAACUGUAAUUUGAAAUGGCACAAAAAUCAUUAAGAACCAUCAGAAAGUACAAUGAAACUGCAUUUCCAAUAGUACUCGUGAAAAUAAAUCCUCUAAACAUGUGUAAUAUGUAUGCCUAAGCAUACAUAAUAAGCUGGUUUGUUGUCACGUGUACUAAGGGGUAUUAAAAUUAGCACCCAACCAUGUCAAUCUGAUACAGUCGCCCCUAUAAGUAUUGGCUGGAGGCACUUGUCCUCAUAGACAAUCACAUAACAAAUCUAUAUCAAUCAAAACUCUAUUGUUGGUCAUAGAUGUCUUAUCUAUCAGAAGAUCGAUCAACUUCGUUACAUCCUGGAGUGUUGGUGUCAUCUCACCAACACGUAGAUGGAAGGUGUGCAUCUCGCGCCUUCAUCACUCUACUAAUGCUGCAAUCAAUGCAUGGUCAAAAUUUAUGCGACGCAACUAACUGAUCUCAUAAACACCGACCUCAAUAACAUAUGAAUGCAUACGUUCAUGCAACUCCAUCAAGAUAUGUUGUCUAUGUGUCACUGGAUCACCGCCUUAAAUAUCAAACAACUUAGUUAAAUCAUCAAAAUAAAUCUUUAGAAUAUUUAUCUGACCUCAUUGCUUCAUAUAUCAUUGGAACAAUGUUGAUCUUGCAUAAAUAAUAGCAACCUAUCAUCAGGACCUUCAUCAAUAACAAAGGUGGUCCUGCCUGUUGACACUUCUAAAAGAGGUUGAACCUCCUUUAGUCCAAACCAUAUCUAUCUCAAGGUCCUGUAUAAAAAAAUUGUUAGCAUUUGCAAUUAAAUUAAAGUUGACAUAAUUUUUUUAAAAAAAUACAUACAUUAUCUAGUUUCAUAAGUUUUUCUAUUAUGACCCCUUUGACUGCAUAUAUCAUAUCUAUUCAAUGAGUGUCCCUUUCUAACAUCCAUCUCAUUAUGUAAACGAGUGGAUUUCCUUUGACCCAAGAAUAAGUAUAUGCAAGCUACAAUGACAUAUCAUAUAAAAGUUAAAAAUGUGGACUAUUUGCAUUUUUAUAUGACAAGUUGGAAUAGAAUUCAUCUACAAAUUAUACAUAGUUCAUAUUUCAUAGAGCAUGGUCGAUGAUACAAUUAUCAUUUGCCACAAGAAUAAGUUGCUUGAUUGAUGUUAAUGUGAGCAUGGUCUCACACUUUUCUUAUAACACUAGCUAUUAGAGGUGUCUCAGAUUGAAAUAUAUCACCUUUAAGAUAAAAAGAAAAGAGAUAUCAGGUGUGAUCUUGAAGUUGUCGCAUCAGUAUCUUAGCUAGGACCUUUGAAGACCACAACACAUCACGACUCAAAAAUUCUUCAAUUUUUUCUCUACACUCCACAAAACAUUUAUUACACCUAAAAAAAAAUAUUAUAGCUGAAACAAGCAAGCCACAAAUAGUUUUUAAAACAUUAUUAAAAACCUCCAACAAGUUUGUGGUCUUGUCAGAACGACGACCACCAUAAUCAUAAAAUAAUGCUUACUUUUCUUUAGGUUCAGCAUCUAGCCAUGCUCUAAUUGCAUCAUUUGCCUCUAGUAACUUCUCAUAUAAAAUGUCAAACUCCUGUUUAGAAGGGUGUACACACAUCUUAUGCAACGUAUUUUUCAGGAAAA
Populus nigra (black poplar) is the source of this 5501-nucleotide messenger RNA. RefSeq names its product serine carboxypeptidase-like 51. Lineage: Eukaryota; Viridiplantae; Streptophyta; Magnoliopsida; Malpighiales; Salicaceae. The transcript is spliced from 13 exons. Gene Ontology annotation, molecular function: serine-type carboxypeptidase activity. Gene Ontology annotation, biological process: proteolysis. The record is from RefSeq and is a predicted model, not a curated record. The coding region runs from base 307 to 1689 and encodes 460 amino acids.